This is a messenger RNA of Phytomonas sp. Hart1, 1950 nucleotides long. NCBI's taxonomy places the organism in Eukaryota, Euglenozoa, Kinetoplastea, Trypanosomatida, Trypanosomatidae. The record is from the annotation of a GenBank genome assembly.
AUGCCAUCGCUACCAGCUGAGUUUCGCUGCUUUCAGCAUGUUAACUUUAUAUUUGCACGAAAUUUGCCUUUAAAAGUUCCGUCUCAUAUGGCACCGAUAUCUAACAAUUCUGUUGAAGGCAAACCUCUAAAUAACCAGGAGCAUGAGCAGAUAGGCUAUAUCGCUCCCUCCCCGGAGCUGAUUCGUGGGGACCAGUGUGUUGUUGAAAAGCGUUCUACUUCCAUAUAUGAAGUUGAGGGUAGCAGGUCAGAGGUAUUGCUAUUGAAAGGUAUGCCAAGUUGCCUUUCUUGUUCUCAACCGAGUGAGUUUCCGAGUUAUGAUAGUCCCAGAUGCGUGUCCUCGUAUUAUAUUCUACGUGAGCCUACAACUUCAGACCUCGAUGGUACAGGUGAAGUGAGCCAAUACAAUGGACGAGUGUGUUAUCGGAGUGAGGUUUGUGCCAAUACACAGCACCCCACAUGGCAAUGGAUUCCUGCUAACGUGUUAUUGAACUACGCUACACACACGAAGUUUAUAUUAGAAGUUUACUAUUGUAGUCAAGACGAUGGGAUUAGGGUUUACACUCAGGCAUGUGAGAAUAGUGUCUGCUAUAACGGCUGCGCUGGUGAAUUUUCUUCAUGUGCAACAUCAUCAUGUUGGCAUCCAAAUUUCGAGAGGGACCGAUGUGUGUAUCGAGUGCCGUUAGAUACUGUUCGGUUGCGUUAUGUCGCACAUUCUAUAGCGGAAGCGGACCAGCAUGUACUAGACAAGUCUAUAAAAAAUACCCAAGAUUGUACUGUAUUUUUAGUGAAAUGUUUUGACGGGGUUUUUUUACUCUCACCAGAGGCAAACGUGUCUCCAGACAAAGUGCUUUUCGGUACUGAGAAGGCUGAGGAGCCUUGGUGUCGUAUAGAUGUUGAUUCCGAUAGUUCGCUUGGCACUUUAUCACACAAUAAAUCGAUUUCUAUCCAAAGGGAUUUGUCUUCCCGUGGACGGAUGCCAUCUGGUGCGCCAUGUGGUAGUAUAUCUGUUGGCGAUUUAAAAUCAUUAUCAAUAGCAACUCUUGCAUGGCGAAAUUUACACCGAGUCAUUUUAGAAAGGCGACAGGAGCUGUUGGACGGCAUCGAUGCUUCGGAGGUAUUAUACCGUGUGCAGACUAUUCAAUGUGGCAUGGAAGCUACCUUAAAGGCAUCCCUUUCGCAUUUCAACGAACAGCUUACUAUGUCGAUACUAGCAGUUGAACAACUUCGGGUCCAAGUAGAAGAAAAGCAACGCGUUCUUGACCGACACGAGCAUGCAUUUUCUCUUUUAAAAGAUAAGGAUGUAAAGCUGGAUGAGGCACAUUUGCAGAAAGUUACAUCGGACAAGCGUGAAGAAUAUCAGCGUACGGAGCUCCGCUUUAAGCUAGCUCAAUACCGGAAGUGCCGUGCUUUAGAGUUAGCAUCAAUAUAUCAUGUUGAGCUAGGCGUGCAGCGUGCGAAUUAUUCCGGAAAUACCAAGAAAUUAUGUGACACGAUUAAUGGUGUUUCUUUACCAUUAUUUACGCAACAAAGCACCGAUGCUGUGAGCAGUUCUGGAAAUGUUUUUUCCCAGAUCUCAGCCCAGGAGAUGUAUAAUGAGUCCCUUGCUCUGGGCUACGCGGCACACGUUGUACAGACGCUGUCAGUGAUUUAUGGUAUUGUAUUGCCAUUUCCUCUCAUUUUGGCGGGCGCACGGAGCCGCGUUUUGGUUCGUUCGGAUCUUUCACCCGAGCUAGCAGCUGCCAGCUGUACGGGGUCCGGUGAUGCUAAGCUACCUUUGUUUUAUCAAAGUGUCGUGAGCAGACCCUUAAUACAGGCGGCUGCGGCGUUAUUGGCAUGCGAUAUCGUCACCCUAACCCAAGCAAUGGGGAAGGAUGUGGCCAAGGUAUGCAGCUUCGGGCUACGACUAGGGGAGGCGUUGCAGUAUAUUCUUUCUGACAAAUCCAAUUAA